GAGAGAGAGAGAGAGAGAGAGAGAGAGAGAGAGAGAGAGAGAGAGAGAGAGAGCUCUGACGCCACGAGAGCAUGGAUGCGGGCGCUUUCCUGGCUCCGCUGAUCCCGCCCUGGUCCCCGUCGACGGCCGCGCCCUCCGCCCACCUGCACGACCUCCUCGGCUCGGCCAACGCCUCCCUCAGAGCCGCCCUCAAGCCCUCGAGCGCCCUGGAGCCGCCCGCGCCCACCAUGGCCGCCCCGACGACCUCGUGGGCGCUCUCCGACGACGCCCUCGUCAACUUCACCCUCGACGCGGCGGCGGCCAACCUCACCCUCAACGGCUCGCGCUCCGACGAGGACGACCUCGACGUCCAGGAGUUCAUCUUCAACAACCUGGGGCCGCAGAGACUGCCGUACCGCACGAGCCUGACGGUGGUCUACGUGCUCAUCGCCGUCGCCGGUCUGGUGGGGAACGUCCUGACCUGCCUGGUGGUGCUGAGGAACCUCUCCAUGAGGACGUCGACGAACUACUACUUGGUGAAUCUCGCCGUCGCUGAUAUCAUUACGCUGCUUUUCGGUCAACCAGCUGACCCUCCCCUCUGGCACCGUCCUCAAGGAGAGUGCCUGGUGCGCCGUGCCCUUCCACGACGUCUCCUGCAACUGGGCGUGGCUGAUGUGGGCGUCGAGUGUCGGGGCUUUCAUCCUACCCAUGGGCGUCCUGGUCACACUCUACUGCAAGAUAGGAAUAGUCCUCUCCAUCGACCCGCCUUCUCGAACUCCGUCAGCUGGCAAUGGGGCGAUGCACACACGCAGGCUGGGUAUUCGCAUGUUGGUAGCCGUCGUGGUGGUCUUCUUCCUGUGUUGGGCGCCGUUCCACGCCCAGAGGCUCAUGUUCGUCAUCGUCACCAGCUACGGGGAGUGGACGCCCCACCUCAGGACUGUCAACGCGAAUCUCUACUACUUCACAGGCCUCUGCUACUACCUGAACUCCGCCGUGAACCCCGUCCUCUACUCCAUCAUGUCAGUUCGCUUCCGCAUAGCCUUCCGCCGCUCUCUCUGCGGGGGCAAGGAGUGGGCGCGGCGGCAGCUCUACAUCUCCAACACCUACGGUCCCCAGGUCGCCUCCAACCACUCCAACUUCCUCAACCGCACGAGGGAGGUCUCCACCGCCUCCACCAAGUUCGUGACUCGCGCCGAGCCCAAGCGGCAGCCCGAGCCGCCCAACCGCAACGGCUUCACGUACGCCUACGAGCCGAUGGACCUCGAAGGCUGAGUCGCCACAGAU
Penaeus vannamei (Pacific white shrimp) is the source of this 1263-nucleotide messenger RNA. NCBI's taxonomy places the organism in Eukaryota, Metazoa, Arthropoda, Malacostraca, Decapoda, Penaeidae. The record is from RefSeq and is a predicted model, not a curated record.